CAGUGCCGAAGGUAACAGUCCUUUGGAAAGUGUGCAGCACCAACAAGAGGGCACUGGAAUCCCAGCUUGAUCGAGGAGAGGGAAACAAAACCAACAUAAGUGAAAUCCCGGUUUUCCCGAGCUAUUAAUUUGUUUUUAAGUACAGUCUGGAUUACUGUAAACCGGGACAUGUGUGUAGCUGAAAGUUAGAUAAAACGCGGGUGGAACAACUGCAGGAGAAGCAAAACUUUUCAGUUUUCCAGCUCGUCCAGGUCUGGGAUCUGGCAGAAUGGGUCAGAGGGCGAAACCUGUGUCCAGAUUGUGGUACUGUCUUGUGCUGUUCUUUCUCUUUCAAAGUGCUGUCUACUCCUCAAAAGUGCUAGAUGAGGUAUCGUCGCCAGGAGAUGAAGAACAUUUCGGUGCCAGCCGAUGGAGUCGCUAUACCCUUGAAUCAGAUGAUGAAGACCUGAUUGAUGUAUCUGGAGAUGGCAGCGGCGAAUUAGGUGAAGGCAGUGCAACCCCAACACCAGCUGUUGCCUCAACUGUGGUCAGCUAUACCGUAGUUUACUACAGGGCUUUAGUGAAUUUCACAGAUUCCAUCAUCUUCAGUGAACAGUUUGACGAUGUUAACUCUGAUGAAUUUCGGGAUCUUUCAGAUGCAGUUGUGGACACAUUUGAGUCUGAAUACCUGAAAAUUCCUGGAGAACAGAUGGUAAACGUAGUGCUGGUAAAGAAAAUAGGUGGUGAUGUCUUUGUUGAGUUGGAUGUGGGAUCUGAAGGCAAUUCAGAUGACGAACAGAUAAAGCAGGUUCUCUAUGCUGUUGUCAGAGCGGGUUCCAUAGGGUCGUACGUCACUUCUCUCCAAGGCUUAACAUUCCGACGACUUGGGGAAGUGCUAGCCACAUCCCCAGCAGUGACAGACCUUCCUGUCCCUCCCGUGAAGCAGGAGUGUGGUGCAGAAGACUUUGUUUGUCGAGAUGGCACAUGCAUUCCAUUGCAUUUUCGCUGUGACUAUAGACCAGAUUGCCGUGACAUGUCUGAUGAAGAGGAUUGUGAGGUAACUGAGACUACUCCACUUAUUACAACAAGAAGACCAGUUAUAACAACUUUGCGGCCUACAACAGCAGACAGGACAACCCCUCAGCGUUUCCCAACCAUAAUUCCUCCUCUGCGGCCUUGUUGGACAGAUGAAGCAGUGUGUCAGAAUGAGCAGUGCAUCCCCAGAGACUACCUGUGUGACGGAGAACGAGACUGCCUUGAUGGUAGUGAUGAGCUGAGCUGCGGCACAUCUUCGCCAUGUGAGCCCAAUGAGAUGAAGUGUCGGAACGGACGUUGUGCCCUUAAACUGUGGCGCUGUGAUGGAGAUGAUGAUUGUGGAGAUAACUCCGAUGAGGAAUAUUGCCCUACCAAGGGCCCAGGAGAUACAUGUGCUCCAGAGCAGUUCACCUGUAUGUCGACUCAGCAGUGCAUUCCAGCCAGUUAUCACUGCGAUGAUGAGCCUGAUUGUCUAGAUCGUUCUGAUGAAAUUGGCUGCACUCCACCACAGGUGGUCACUCCCCCAGAGGAAACAAUUAUGGCAUCUCGAGGUGAGACUGUGCAGUUCAACUGCGUGGCUAUUGGAGUUCCUGUACCACUUAUUACCUGGAGGCUGAAUUGGGGACACAUUCCUGUCAGUGGCAGGGUAUCUAUGACAAGUGAAGGUGGUCGUGGGACACUAAUUAUCCGAGAUGUAAAAGAAGCUGACCAAGGAGCAUACACAUGUGAAGCCAUGAAUGCCAAAGGCAUGGUGUUCGGCAUACCAGAUGGGGUCUUGGUGCUGAAACAGAAUACUGGACCUUGUCCUGAGGGGCAUUUCAGCAUUGAUGGUAGCACAGAUUGCCUUCCUUGCUUCUGCUUUGGUAUUACAAAGAUCUGCCGUUCAACAGGUCGUUACAGAAACCAAAUCAGACUCCGAUUUACAGAGGAAGACGACUUUAAAGGUGUUAAUGUAAGCAUUCCUGAUCAUCAUGAAGCCCCACCCCUCACAUCUAGUCAAAUGGCAAUCGUUCCGGAUGUGGAGGAGUUCCAGCUGGUUGACCUUUCAAGGCGAUUCCUGAACUAUGAGUCUUUCUGGUUGUUACCCAGUCAGUUUCUGGGAAAUAAGAUUGAUUCCUAUGGUGGAAUGCUGCGAUUCAAAGUGCGUUACAAUGUUGGUCGAGAGCAGUCAGACCCAUUGCUGAAACCUGAUGUAAUUAUUGUAGGAAAUGGGAGGAAACUUAUUUAUCGGGUGCAGAGUCCCACUCGUCCUGGUGUCAUCAACCAGCGGGAAGUCCUUUUCAGAGAGGGUAAUUGGCAGUAUGAAUCAGGAGCCCCUGUGAACCGGGACGACCUUAUGAUGACCCUUGCGAAUGUGGAGAGUAUAAUGAUUCGCACGGCUUAUGACAACAAGAUGGUCAGCAUUGGCCUUAGUGACAUCAGCAUGGAUCACACCACUGUGGAGAGCACCAGUCAAGGACCAGCUCGCUCUGUGGAAGAGUGCAGAUGUCCUAAUGGGUACCGAGGACUGUCUUGUGAAAGAUGUGCACCUGGAUUUGAACGUGUCGCAAAUGGAGUUUUACUUGGAAUAUGUGCAGGAUGCAACUGUAAUGGACAUGCUAGUAGCUGUGACCCUGUGACUGGAUAUUGCCUGAACUGUCAACAUAACACAGAGGGCUCACAGUGUGAACGAUGCAAACCAGGCUUUUUUGGAGAUCCCCGUAGUGGCAGAACAGAUGCAUGCAAGCCUUGUCCUUGCCCGUACACUGCUCCAGAUCGGAGGUUUUCUGAGACAUGCUUUUUGGGUACAGAUGGUCAGGCUACUUGUGAUGCCUGUGCAGUAGGGCACACUGGUCGCAGAUGUGAAAGAUGUCUUACAGGAUAUGUUGGAAAUCCAUUGCAGCCUGGUGGGAAGUGUGAAAGCGGUGGUCAAAUAGUAAAUUGUGAUGAAAGGGGAAUUGCUGCAGCUUCAUCUUCUGAUGAAAUCUGCAAAUGUAAGCCUAAUGUGGUGGGAGCAAGUUGUAACCAGUGUGUACAAGGGACAUUCCACCUCAGCAAGGACAAUCCUUUGGGUUGUAUGAAGUGCUUCUGCAUGGGAGUUACCAGGGAGUGUGCAAGUUCCUCGUGGAGAAGAGAGCAGGUUCACCUUACUUAUGAUGAACAUGAAAGAGAGAGGUAUUUUCUCACCAACGUAGGACACACUCACACUAUAAGUCAUGGAAUUACCAUGAGCCAAACAUCAGAGCUUACAUUCCGAGACUUCCAUUCUGUCCAGGAUGAUGUAUAUUACUGGGUCCUUCCAGACAGCUUCAAAGGAGAUAAGGUUACAUCUUAUGGUGGUGAACUUCAGUUCACUGUGACUUACAGAAGCUAUCCUGGUUCUCUGCCUCUGUAUGCUCACCCUGUUGUGGUUCUUCAGGGCAAUGGUAUCUCUCUGGAACACUUUUCUGAAAUCAAACCUGCUAUUGAUAUACCUACAACUUUUGUUGUGCCAUUCAGAGAGUCUGCCUGGCGACGUGCUGAUGGACAACCCAGUACAAGAGAGCAUCUCCUUAUGGCAUUGGCAGAUAUUAGUACCUUGUUGAUCAGGGCAUCCUACUCUGAAGCCAUGACUGAGACCAGGCUCUCUAACCUCCACAUGGAUGUUGCCACUCCUUAUUCCACAGGUGAAGAUCAGGCUGGGGAGGUGGAGCAUUGUGAAUGUCCACUAGGUUAUCGUGGGCCAUCUUGUCAGGACUGUGAUAUUGGUUAUACUCGGGUCACUAGUGGCUUGUACUUGGGCACGUGUGUACGCUGUGAAUGUAAUGGACAUGCAUCCGAUUGUGAUGAAGAGACUGGUGAAUGUCAGAGAUGUCAGCACAAUACUGAGGGAUCUCGCUGUGAACGUUGUGCAGCUGGUUACUAUGGCGAUGCUACAAGUGGCACCCCACAUGAUUGUAGACCCUGUCCUUGCCCUGGUACCUCUCCUACUACACGAUUCUCCAGCACUUGUUUCCUGGAUACAGAUAGUCAACCUACAUGUGACUCGUGUCCCACUGGAUUUACAGGACGCCGAUGUGAAAGCUGUUUACAAGGCUACGUUGGGAACCCAAUACAAGGACAGCCCUGCAGUGGUGGCUGCGUUUGUGAUCCCAGAGGAAGUGUGGACAGCUUAUGUGACAGUGCUGGGCACUGCAUCUGUAAGCCUAAUGUGGAAGGUCAAAACUGUGACAGAUGUAAACGUGGACAUUUCUUCUUGAGCCCAGACAACACAGCUGGCUGUCUUCCCUGCUUCUGCAUGGGUGUUACCCAGGAAUGUACCAGUUCUAAUUACUACAGAGACAAGAUUGUCAGUCAGUUCUCACCUGGAAACUUCCAGAACUUUGCACUUGUGAACCGCCAGAGGAGCAGUCAGAUCACCACUGGAUUUAAUGUGGAAAUGACAUAUGAAGGGCCCGAGCUGUCAUAUAACCAGUUUGGACGUUUGGGUCAGGAACCAUAUUACUGGCGCCUUCCAGAAGAUUAUCAAGGAGAUAAGGUUGGUGCCUAUGGUGGCCAUCUGCGGUACACUCUCUCCUACACUGCUGGGCAGCGGGGUUCUCACAUUGCUGAUGCUGAUGUACAGAUCACGGGAAAUGACAUCACCUUGGUGGCCAAUCAUCGUGAGCUACGCCCAAGAGAAAGAAGAACUUUUGAGAUCUUAUUUAAGGAGCAAUACUGGAAGCGACCAGAUGGCCAUCCUGCAACACGUGAGCACCUGAUGAUGGCAUUGGCUGACCUAGAGGAGAUUUUGAUUCGAGCCUCCUACUCCACGGACAUGACUUCUUCUUCCAUAUCAGAUGUCAGCAUGGAAACCGCUAUACCCAACUUCACAAAUUUUCCUCUGGCUUUGGCCGUUGAGCAGUGUCGCUGCCCUCCUGGCUACCGUGGGCUGUCAUGUCAGGAUUGUGCCCCAGGCUAUACUCGAACUGGUGGUGGUCUCUACCUUGGAAACUGUGAACUCUGUGAAUGUAAUGGUCACUCAGAAUCUUGCCACCCUGAGUCUGGAAUUUGUCUGAAUUGUUUGUACCACACAGUAGGGGAUUUCUGCGACCGGUGUGCUCCGGGCUACUUUGGAGAUGCCACUGCUGGUACCCCAGAGGACUGUCAGCCUUGUGGCUGCCCACUGACUAAUCCAGAAAAUAUGUUUUCCCCCACUUGUGAGAGUCUGGGUGCAGAGGGAUACAGGUGCACUGCCUGCCAGCCAGGAUACACUGGCCAGCACUGCGAAAGAUGUGCUCCUGGCUAUACUGGUGAUCCUACCAUUAAAGGACAGAAGUGCACUCCAGUUCAUCCAGAGCGUCCUGUCCUUUCAGUCAAGGUUUAUCCUGAGAAAACAACUAUAACUCAAGGCAGCGAGUUGGUGCUGCGAUGUCAGGCCACUGGUAUUCCACCUUACCACUUCUUUUGGUCAAGAGAGCAUGGCGUUCCAAUGCCAGUUCAUGCAUUUCAACGAGGUGAAGAGUUACAUUUGUCAUCAGUGCAGCCAUCAGAUUCUGGCGUUUACAUCUGUACCUGUCGGAACCUACAGAUAGCUAACGUCAGUCGUGCUGAAAUAAAUGUUAUCAGCCAAGAUAAAGCUAUCACUGUGACUGUAGAAGAACCAAGGAAACAGAAAGUGCAGCCUGGAAAAACAGUCAACUUCAUAUGUACAGCAAAGAGUAAGUCACCAGCCUAUACUCUUGUCUGGACUCGAGAAAAUAACAGGAAACUGUCUAACCGUGCCAUGGAUUUCAAUGGAAUUUUGACAAUACGAAAUGUGCAGCCGGAGGAUGCUGGCAUUUAUGUCUGCACAGGAUCUAACAUGUAUGCAAUGGACGAGGGCACUGCUGAGUUAACUGUAACAGCACCUUCUAAGGCACAGAUGUUUUAUCAAGCGUAUGAAACAUUAGAAGGACAUAGACUCCCUGGUCCUGGAGUCCCACCAACAGUUAACAUCAAUCCUCCAGUCCUGAGAGUACAGCAAGGCUAUCCAGCUGAAUUCCAUUGCUCCGUCAGUGGAACACCACAGCCAACACUGGAAUGGAAACGAACCUACGGCGCCAUUUCUCCAAGUGCAGUAAUUCAAAGAGGAGUACUGCGGAUACCUGUGGUGGAUCACUCAGAUGAAGCGGAGUAUAUCUGUGAAGCUCAGAACUCUGCAGGACAUGCCCAAGCCAGCUCUACUCUUUACAUCAGUGCUGGCGCUGGAGUCCCACCAACAGUUAACAUCAGUCCUCCAGUCGUGAGAGUACAGCAAGGACAAUCUGCUGAAUUCCAUUGUACCGUCAGUGGAACACCACAGCCAACACUGGAGUGGAAACGAACCUACGGCGCCAUUUCCCCAAGUGCAGUAAUUCAAGGAAGAGUACUGCGAAUACCUGUGGUAGCUCGCUCAGAUGAAGCGGAGUAUGUCUGUGAAGCUCAGAACUCUGCAGGAUAUGCCCAAGCCAGAUCUACCCUUUACGUUAGUGCUGGCGCUGGAGUCCCACCAACAGUUAACAUCAGUCCUCCAGUCGUGAGAGUACAGCAAGGCUAUCCAGCUGAAUUCCAUUGUACCGUCAGUGGAACACCACAGCCAACACUGGAAUGGAAACGAACCUAUGGCGCCAUUUCCCCAAGUGCAGUAAUUCAAGGAGGAGUACUGCGGAUACCUGUGGUGGAUCGUUCAGAUGAAGCGGAGUAUGUCUGUGAAGCUCAGAACUCUGCAGGACAUGCCCAAGCCAGAUCUACUCUUUACAUUAGUGCUGGUGCUGGAGUCCCACCAACAGUUAACAUCAGUCCUCCAGUCGUGAGAGUACAGCAAGGACAAUCUGCUGAAUUCCAUUGUACCGUCAGUGGAACACCACAGCCAACACUGGAGUGGAAACGGACCUAUGGCACCAUUUCCCCAAGUGCAGUAAUUCAAGGAGGAGUACUACGGAUACCUGUGGUGGAUCGUUCAGAUGAAGCGGAGUAUAUCUGUGAAGCUCAGAACUCUGCAGGACAUGCCCAAGCCAGAUCUGCCCUUUACAUAAAUGGUGCUAACCUGCCGCAGGUCCAAGUCAGCCCUCAGAAAGUUGAAGUGCAAGAAGGGGAAAUCGUGAAGCUGUAUUGCCGAGCUGUAGGAAGCCCUUCGCCAGUCCUUAGCUGGAAGAAACAAGAUGGAGUGAUUCCUUCACAGGCUCUUUCAUACCCUGGUUUCCUUCACUUCAAAAGUGGCAGUGUGGAUGCCAUACAGAGACGUAUCCAGGAGCUACAGGCCCGAAUAGAACGCACAGAUAUUGGUACCUUAGUAAUACCAUCAAUUUCGGCUGCCGACGGAGGAAUCUAUCUUUGUGUUGGAACGAAUGCUGCUGGUUCAUCUGAAGCAAGGAUUGAAGUAAUUGUUAUAAGAGCUACAGGAACUAUUUCUUCAGUAACAAUCAGACCGUCUCCUGCCAAUGUGAGAGAAGGAGAGACAAUACUUCUUGAAUGUUUGGUCACCGGCAGUCCUCAGCCUAUGGUUAUAUGGUACAGGGAAAGAGGAACUCUCUCUUCUAAUCACCAGGCUGCGGGGUCUUAUUUGCGGAUUCACCAAGCAAGUGCUGCUGACACUGGCGAGUACAUCUGCUGGGCUAACAACACUGGGGGAGUUCAGCAGGCUUCUGUUCAAGUCUCUGUUAUCGCUGAUGUUGCCCGUCCUGCAAGUCCUGUAAUAUCAAUCGAGCCUCAUAGUGUUAAAGUUCGACUAGGAGAAAAUACAAGUUUCAAGUGCCUUGUUCGUGAUGGAGCUCAGCCUGUAAAAAUUGAAUGGAAAAUGACUCAGAACAAGAUAAUGCAAGACAAUGUGGAGAUAAGUGACAAUGGAUCUGUCAUUUCUAUCACUGGUGCUCGAAACACAAAUCAGGGAGGAUAUCGUUGUUCGGCAAGUAACCCAUAUGGAGUGACCCAGGCUGUUGUCAACUUAAUGGUACAAGGUCUUCCCACUGUGUCCGUGCUUCCUAAGGGCCCUGUCAAGGUGAAGGUUGGUGAUUCCAUUAGCCUUGAGUGUAUGGGUUCAGGAGAGCCACGCCCAGCGGUCACAUGGCGCAGAAAGGAUGCCGCCCAUAAAGUCAUCUCACAAAGUCCUUUACCAGUGGAUAACAAUGCAGUUUUACGGAUUAUUUCUGCUCAUCUAGAGGAUUCAGGCACUUACAUUUGUGUGGCACAGAAUUCAAUUGGUUCUUCUCAGUUCCCAGUAGACAUUACUGUAGAAUACCCCAUUUCUGCACCGGGAAUACCACAAAUCACAAUAGAAGAACCAGAACUAAUUCUGGAGGAAGGAAGUACUGCAGUCCUACGCUGCUUUGCUAUAGGUACCCCUACUCCCACCAUAACAUGGUCAAAACUCCGAUCCCCACUACCCUGGCAACAUAAGGUGGUUAAUGAAACUCUGAUAAUUCCAAAGGUGGGCCGUCAGGAUUCAGGACAGUACAUCUGCAAGGCCUCCAACACUGUUGGGUUUACAGAGAACUAUAUCAGUCUGGAUGUUGAGAGUCCACCUUAUGCCACCGUACUGCCUGAUGACAUUUCAGUUCGCGUGGGAGAUGCAAUCAGUUUGCAGUGCCUUGCCCACGGGACCCCACCCAUCACAUAUGAGUGGACGAAGGAAGACGGCAGCUUGCCAUCCAGGAGCACAGUUCGUAAUGGCAUCUUGCAAAUUAAUGGAGCCACUGCAGAAGAUGCUGGGAAUUACAAAUGUGUAGUAAAGAAUAAAGUUGGCAGGGCUCACACCACUGCUGUUGUCAAAGUUAAGUCAGCACCCUUGGCUGUGAAAGUCUCCCCACGAGUAGAGGUGAAGGGUGUUGGAGGAACAGUGCAGUUCACAUGUUCUGCCACUGGAGAACCUAAACCUAAAAUUGAAUGGCUGAAGGAAGGAGGAGAUUUACCACCAAAUCAUAGCAUCCGUGGCAACAUUUUGCGAAUUGAAAAUUUGCAGUUCAAGAAUCAGGGUGUUUAUAUCUGCCGUGCAACCAACAAACAUGGACAAGUCCAGGACCGUGCCACCCUCACCAUUCAAGCUCUGCCCAAGGUGGUGAUAAACGUAAGAACUUACAUUCAGAAUGUCAUGGUGGGUAGUUCUGUUGAGUUUGAGUGCUUGGGAAUUGGAGAUCCAAAGCCAACGGUCAGUUGGAGCAAGGCAGAUGGCCAGAUGUCUCCUGAUGUUGUUAUUCAGAAUGGAGUGCUGAAGAUCGACCAGGUCAAGAAGUCUGAUGCAGGGUACUAUCGCUGUACUGCCAUUAAUGACGUUGGUACCGUCAAGUCUCAGGUUAUCCUCAAUGUGUUAACUGCUCCAGAGAUUGCAUCUCAGCCAGAAACAAAGGAAGUCUUAGUAGGAUCAACUGCUGUGUUUACAUGCCUUGCAAAAGGGUAUCCUGUGCCCCAAGUCAGCUGGACCAAGCUUGAUGGAGAGCUUCCUGCAGAGGUCGUUAUUGAGGACUUUAUGUUGACGAUCCCAUCAGCUCGCCCUGAACAUGCUGGAACAUACAUCUGCACUGCGACUAACAGGCAGGGCAAAGAAACCGUUAUCUCCAUGCUAAAAGUCAAAGAGAGAGUGGUGCCUUACUUUACCCAGAAUCCUCAGUCAUACCUCACCUUGCCUACUAUUAAAGAUGCCUACAAGACAUUUGAAGUCAAAAUUACAUUCCGACCUGAUACCCCUGAUGGAAUGCUGAUGUACAACGGACAGAAGAAGAGCACUGGAGCAGAUUUUAUUUCAUUUGGACUAAUUGGUGGUCGUCCUGAAUUCAGGUUUGAUGCUGGAUCUGGCAUGGCAACAAUUCGUUUCGCAACACCCAUCAAGCUUGGGGAGUUCCACACAGCAGUGCUUAAUCGUAACCAGACCAAGGGAUACAUUAUUAUAGAUGACCAUCCCCCAGUUUAUGGUUCUUCUCAGGGACGAUUCCAAGGUCUUGAUCUGAAUGAAGAGCUCUAUCUUGGUGGCUAUCCAGACUACAGUGCCAUUUAUAAAACCUCUGGCCUGCGCAGUGGAUUUGUAGGUUGUAUCCGUGAGUUGGUGAUCCAGGGACGGGAAAUUAUCUUUAAUGACAUGGAUUUGAGAUCUCAUAGAGUUUCCAACUGUCCAACCUGUAGAGAUAAGCCAUGCAAGAAUAAUGGGGUUUGCCUAGACUCUGUGGCCAGCAGCUACACGUGCAAAUGUGCUCAGGGAUUCGCAGGAACUAAUUGUGAGCAUUCCGAAGCUCAGCAUUGCCACCCAGAGGCUUGUGGGCCUGAUGCCACUUGUGUUACUAAACGAGAUGGAAAAGGAUACAGCUGCAAAUGUCUUCUGGGCAAGCAUGGAGAGAAGUGUAUGGAUGGUGUCUUAAUAACAUCUCCUUCCUUCAAUGGAGCCGAGUCCUUUAUUUCUUAUCCUCCACUUACCAACAUCCAUGAUGAGUUGCGGAUUGAUAUGAAGUUCAAACCACUUUCACAAACUGGCCUUAUCUUCUACAGCGGUGGCAAAAAGGUCAUGGCUGAUGACUUUGUGUCUGUUGGCAUGAUAGAUGGACAUUUGGAAUUUCGGUACAAUUUGGGAUCAGGACUGGCUGUGCUGCGCAGCAUUCGACCUGUAUCACUGGGUGAAUGGCACAGGGUAUCAGCUGAGCGGAUCCAGAAAAAUGGCACACUUCAGGUCGACGGUGGUGUUGAGGUCAGAAAGUCUUCACCAGGAAAGAGUCUGGGCCUUAACCUUCGAACCCCAAUGUACCUUGGAGGAGUUCCAGAUGUCAAGCUUCUCCCUCCAGCUACUAAUGUUAACAUUGGGUUCCAUGGAUGCAUAGAAGAGAUUGCCAUCAACGGAAAGAAGACAGAUAUCUCGUAUAGCUUCAGUGACAGCCGAAGAGUCAUGCAAUGUUAUGAGAGCACACUCUGUGAUAACGCACCUUGCCAAAAUGGAGGUCGUUGCCUUCUUACAGGAGAAUAUGAAUUUCAGUGUUUGUGCCCAGAUGGUUUUAAAGGCGAACGCUGUGAAAUCACUGAAGACCUUUGUGCCUCAGGAAAGAUCUGUGCCAAUGGUGGCACUUGCAGGAACAACAAGUGUAUAUGUCCAGUUGGAUUUUCUGGACAACACUGUGAAACUGGAUCGUCCAAGAAGAAGCAGCUGGCCGAUUUGCAGUUGAAGGGUAGUGGGGGGAAUGACUCCCCUGUCCUUUAUGGGGCUUACCUUUAUGAUGAUGGCUACAUAGCUUUGCCAGGAAAAUUGUUUCCCAGAAGUAAACGAGGACUCCCUGAAAUAAUUGAGUUGGAGGUCCGCACUACAUCUCCAAGUGGUGUUAUUUUCUGGCAGGGUGUGGAAACCAGUGAAGCAGCCCUUCAUCUGCAUGAUACUAAUGAGCCUGAAGGAGAAAGCGGCAAAGGCAAGGACUUCAUUAACCUUGGAUUGCAAGAUGGGCACCUUGUAUUCAGUUAUCAGCUUGGCAGCGGUGAAGCUAACAUCGUGUCUGAGAGCCCUGUGAAUGAUGGUGUCUGGCACAAAGUUAUUGCAGUUAGGGAAUACAAGCAAGGUUCUCUUCAAGUAGAUGCACAAGAAGCAGUAAGAGGAGAGUCUAAAGGAUCCAAUGUCAUGGUGGAUACCAAGGGCAGCAUAUAUCUAGGAAGCCCUCCGAACAUGACUGCUCUCACAGGAGGAAAAUAUAUCUCAGGAUUUACUGGCUGCAUCAGAAAUCUAAUAUUGCUGAAUGCAAAACUGGACCACCGGCCCGAGCAGCCAAUCGACUUAAGUGUACAUGCAGAGGCAGGUCGUAACGCCAGGGAAUGCACAUCGUAGUAAGGAAGGCCACAAUGCAGCCAAACUAAGACUUUUUUUUUCAAAAAUUAAAAGUGAAACACGAAAGGUGCUUUUGCUGCUGCCAACAUAACGGGAGUGGUCUGUGUUUCUGUAAUAUAAUUUUUACAUUUAAAAGAACAAACAUGCAAAACAGAAUCAAAUGGGGAGAACAUCUUACUUGGAUCUAGCCCUUUCAUUCACAGUGUUUUUUUGUAAUGAAGGACAUGUCACUUUGAAACACAGCUUCAUCUGGUGACUGUGUACAUGUUUUUGUUUUUUUAGCGAGAGAGAGAGAGGAAGAAAGAAAGAUCUGGUAGGAUAUUUUGUUUAUGAUGUAAAUUUCCAUUGUUCCCAAGCACUGAACAUGUUCAGUUACAAAGAACUCAUGUGACCUCAACUCUGGGUUCUAAAACUGUGUUGUAAAAUGUUUUUUUAAGCAACCAGACUUACAGUUAUACUUGAAAGAAAAGUUUUAUAAUGUCAGAUAAUCAAGCUGAAUACAUAUCGUGCAGAAGCAGCAUGCUACUUGUUAUACAGAAAGUACCCUUUUGUUUUGCAGUUAAUAUGUACCAUACAUUUUACGUCAGCCAUAGAACAAGGCACUAUAGAAAGGCAGACUGGCAUUAUGGCUUCUGCUUUUCUUGUUCUCAGUGCUGUCUUCAGAAGUACAGUAUUACCCAUUGCAUUACAUUUUGGCCAAAAAUGACAGCAGUCAGGCAACAGUUGAGUUCAAGUAUUUUCUUCCUUUUCUUUUGUGCAGUUUUGUUGAUAUUCGUUCAUUGGGUCUGUAUUACUUAAUCAAUAAUCAAUAUUUCAUACUUUCACAUACAGUGCCUUCAUAUGUACUAAGCAUUUCUUUUAACGGCACAAAAUUCUUAAUUUCAAAAUUCACAUUAUUUCAGAAACCAAAUUAUACUGCUAAUGAUUAAUAAUAAUAUUUUUUUCAGUUUCUCUACUUUUUUCCGGCUAAAUCUGUGAACAUGCUCACUGUCAGUAUAUCAGGUGUCAGAUGGCUUUGUGUUCACCCCUUAAACAAUGUUGAAUCUACGCAGGUUCAUAGGUUGAUACUAGGCUAUCAGCCCUAGGGCCUAUACAAGCCUAGCCAUAACAAUUCCCUGGCUAUUUCUUCCCACAAUAUUUACUUCCCAGACAGCAUAAAACACUAUUAUUGCUAGCCACUGACAUUUUGACUGAUUUCUGUUUUACCAUAAUGUGCUAUUUAAUAUUUAAGAUGCAUGCCCAUUUUAAUUUUAUUUUUUACUUUACCAUAUUGUAAACUCACUUUGUCAGCAGCUGUCAGAUUUACAACUUGUCUUAGAAUGCAAAACAUAACCUAGCGGCAUUGAGGUGAUGAACUGCUGCCCUAUUAGAUGCCUUCAUUCCAGUUUUUGAUAUUUUUAGCAUCCCAGUUUUAAUAAUACGGUUCUGUUAUAGCAAAAGUGUUUCAGAACAAAGAAAUACGUUUGUAAAGCAUUUAUGAAUGUCAGGAUGCAGUUUCAGUGCCAGAGUCUAAUACUUAGGUUUACCGAGCUGUUCUUAUUUAAAGACAACCGAAAUAUGCAAUUUGUUAAUGUUUUAAAACUGAAAAAAAAAAAAAAAAAAACGUUUUUGUGCUAUGUUUAUUUAAUGAAUUUAAUGACUGGUAUUAAGGAAGUAUUUCUGUGUGUGUGUUCUACUAAGAAUUAGUUCUGUGACUGCCCUGCUAGUCUGGUAUGAAUGUUUUUAUUGCUUCCUUGUAACAGGAAGUAGAAUGAAAGGAUAAUUGGGCGUUUAGCUGAAUGCCAAAGCCUUAUACCACUUAAUAACCCAUAGAGACUGUUAAUUUUUACUUUGUAUGGUUGAUUUACAGGUUUUAUACCUGUUUUAUUUUUAUCACACACAUAAGUCCUUAUAACAGAUUUAUGGUUUUGCAGUAGAUAGACAAAAUUACCCCCACCACACACACACACAUUUUUUCCCUUUUCAUUUUAAUUUUACACUCUUUAGAUUUUUAAAGGGCUGGUCCCCAAACUCUUCAGUACCUUUGUUGCCGUGAGAUGUUUAGAUACCUCCUGGUAUAUACCAUACAUUUGGCUGUUACCUCAGAAACAUAUCUUAAUGUGUCUCAAAAGGUGUCAAGGUAGGGUCUGACACAUCUGUAUAUCUAAUAUUUUUUAAGGUAAGUUUACAUUCUAAGUAUCUUCCCUAAAUAAAAAUUAAAGAUUAAAGAUGACGUUUGGAACUAGGUGGUCGUUGGAAAUAACACGGAUAUAAAACAAAGAUAGCUGAGCGUUUUUAUUAACUUCAUACUAUAAGAAGAUCCCCAUGUCAGAUAUGGAUUUUAUCUUUUCUAUUCACAUUUUUGACUUGUUUGUAGCCUUGAAUUGUGUUGUAACUGUAUUUAUGAGUAAGAAACAAAAGGUGAUUUUUGGCUGUCUACAGAAAGUGUUUUUCAGCCCUGCCCUCUUUAUAUAAUAUCUGAAAGACAUCAAGUGACUAGGCAUUAUCUCUAUAUUUCUUCUACAGUUACCUUUCCAGUCUCACAUUUCAAUUUCACUGGAAUUUUUUGCAGUUUUGUGAGUGUAGUCCAGGUUUUGCAUUAAGUAAUUUUAGAGCCCAUCUCAGAAGUGUAAGGAUUACUGCAUGGUUCAGUUUUUUCGGGCUUUUUUGUGUUGAGUAUCUGUUUAAAAUAACAUCAUAAUUUUGAGGAGUUUUAAAAGAGGAAAAAAAAACAAGAAAAGUUUAAAUGACCUAGUAUGUCUAAUGAACAGAACUUUGUAUGUAUUCAGUUUUGUACUGUGGGUUAAAAAAGGUGGCCUCUCUUUUGAAGAACUUUUGCUUAACAUCACACAGUAGGUCCUGAAAAAGUUAUAAGUGGUUAACUGACACAGCAGUAUUGAAAAUAAAUUUCAACUUAGAAAACACAAGCAAAACAUGAUACUAUAACACAUAGUACAUUAGAAGUGAAUACCAAAGUAGUAUUAAUGACCAGUUACAAGUCCAGUUUGUGUUGCAUUGUAAUGAUAAAUAUGGUUAUGUAGUACUUUUAAUAAUUUAGUAUGUGUAUUUGUAGGCACUAGAGAAAUUUACAAAAACUGGAACAUUCCAGGUUUCCUGAGACAUAUAGGUAACUAAGGAUAGUUGGUAGCACAAAAAAGCAUAUCCUUCCAGAACACGUUUUCCUAUUAUUUAAAAUGAGUGGUUUGCAUUUGUAAAUAAGAAAAAUGCAGCACAGUCUUUGAAUUUAUUGGACUUCUUGGAUUUAACUGUUGUCUGUUGUUAUUGGAAGUAACUGUUGCCUGCUGUUACUGCUUUGCUUUGCACAUGCUCUCAGAUAAAUUUUUAGUAUAUAUGCAAAGUGAAAUCUGUGUCAGAUUUUACAGAUACAAAUAAACCAAAGCCACUCUUAAGUGUAAUUAAAUUUGCAAACACAGGAAUUUAGCCAGUGGGUUUCCAGUGGAUUUCCAUUGAAACAGUACUGUUGCUGGUUAGCAGUAUGUACAAAGCAAUCCAAAUACAAUCGUUUGCAGCUGGAAACUCAACACUCAUACACACUCAGGGCUCAGUAAUCCAGGUCUUAUAAAGCAAAGCAGCUAGCAUCAUGAAGACAGGAGCAUGUGGACAAUGCUGACAGUGUGACAGAAGAAAAUUAGGGUCUCUCUGACCGAUUUGAACAUGUAUUUAGUUGCCAUACAUUGUCUGUUGAACAGAAGGACAGAUUCAAUUCUGACUUGUUUUUCUUGAAUUUUACAUUGUACCAUAAGGGAUGUUUUGAUAAAAUUUAAUGAAAUACCUAAUAUAUUUUCUCAGCUAUAAAUUAGAUUACGAUGUUUUACCAAUUCUUACAUCUCAAGAUCGUAAUGAACUGUUGUUCCAUUAGACUUCUAUCAGUGUUUUAAUAACUGAUUCUGUCUGAGCACAUAAUCAGCUUGUACACCUAUCCUAAAAUGGAUUGAGAAAAGUGACUAUGUUGUUUUGAAGAGUUUUGCAUUAGAUGUUUUAAAACUACUGACUGUGUAUCACAGAACAGCUCCAUAUUUCUGGCCUUUAUAUUAGCUUAUAUAUUUAUAACAAGGUGCAGCUGCUUUUUCACUGUAUUAAAAGUACUUAUUUUUAAAGAUACUUUUAAAUAAGGUUCUCAGUCACACAAUUUACAGUAUUAACCAAAGGCAAAGCCUUGUUUAAAGAAUGGGUCAUAUGCCCCCUUUCUUUGGUAUUAAACUUUCCCACUCGGGUCGGUUUGUUUAUAUUGCUAAACACAGUAUUGAAAUUCUUUACAUUUGUGGUUUAUUGUAUGUUCACAAGAUACCAUGUUACAGUCUUCAAACCUUUAAAACCUCUUUGUAUAAAAGCCAUGAAGAAAUGUUGUAUAUAUUAUCUGUUUGGAAAGGAAUAAGUUAUACCUCCUGUGACCUUUCCAGAAAUGAUCCUUUGUUAUUCGUAAUAAAAUGGUUCUUGACCAAU
Messenger RNA from Protopterus annectens (West African lungfish), 16198 nucleotides. RefSeq names its product heparan sulfate proteoglycan 2 (gene HSPG2). Gene Ontology annotation, biological process: homophilic cell-cell adhesion; dendrite self-avoidance; axon guidance. The transcript has 89 exons. Gene Ontology annotation, cellular component: axon; plasma membrane. The record is from RefSeq and is a predicted model, not a curated record. Gene Ontology annotation, molecular function: cell-cell adhesion mediator activity; calcium ion binding. NCBI's taxonomy places the organism in Eukaryota, Metazoa, Chordata, Ceratodontiformes, Protopteridae. The coding region runs from base 269 to 11755 and encodes 3828 amino acids.